Messenger RNA from Salvia splendens (bonfire salvia), 3308 nucleotides. Its product is annotated as putative disease resistance protein RGA4. NCBI's taxonomy places the organism in Eukaryota, Viridiplantae, Streptophyta, Magnoliopsida, Lamiales, Lamiaceae. Gene Ontology annotation, molecular function: ADP binding; protein binding. The transcript has 3 exons. The record is from RefSeq and is a predicted model, not a curated record. Bases 147 to 3308 code for a protein of 1053 amino acids.
AAAAAAUGCAGCCGUGAAGAAAGGCACCCAAAAAAGCAACUCCAAAGCGGAACGUGAGGCUACCGUCGUUCGUCACCACCUGCCAUCGCACAACCAUACAUAGUAGCUACAAGCUGCGCAGCCCAAUAUAUUGGAUUGAAGAGAAAAUGGCGGAUGCUAUUGUUUCAGAAGUGGUGGGGAGAAUUGCAACUAUGUUAGAAGAUAAGAUUCGGUAUGAAGUCAAUUUGGUGAAAGGCGUGAAGAAGGAGCUUCUCAAUCUUUACAAGAAGCUCGAUAAGAUCAGAAUGGUGUUGGAUGAUGCAGAAAAGAAAGCAAUGAAUGAUCCAAUCGUCAAAAGUUGGUUGAAGGAGCUCGAAAACACGACUUAUGAGAUGGACGACAUUUUGGAUGAAUGGAACUACUCUCUUCUCAAACAUAAGUUGGAAGAUUUUGCUGAGCCUGAGCCUGAGCCUGUGCAAAAGAGAGGCUGCUCCUUCAUCCCAUCUUCAUGUUUAUGUUUCAAGGACAUUUCUUUUCGUCGUGAUAUUGCCAAGAAAAUAGAACAUGUGAACGCCACGCUUGAUCAGAUUUACAAAGAGAGAAAUGAAUUUAAUUUUGUCAUCUCUCCGCCUGCAACUGAUCCAGUGCCGGUGCCCGAGUCUCAACAAGAACCAACCACAUCUUUAAUUGACUUGAAGAAUGUUUAUGGGUUGGACAUAUAUAAGAAAAGGGAUGACAUAGUGAAGAAUAUGAUGGUUAAUGGUGAUGAUACCCAAAUUCUGUCUAUAGUUGGGACGGGAGGACUUGGGAAGACGACACUUGCUCAACUUAUUUUUAACCAUCCUCAUUUUGAGAAAGAUUGGUUAAAAAUUUGGGUGUGUGUUUCUGAUCCCUUUAUUGCCACCGUAGUUGCAAAAAAUAUAGUUGAAAGUGUGGGAACUGAAACAAUUCCUCCAAAUACCAACCAAUUAGAAUUAGUAUUACAAAAAGUAAAAGCUUCCGUUUCAGGGAAAAAGUUUCUUCUUGUCCUUGACGAUGUUUGGACAGACGACAAUAAAAAAUGGGAGCCCCUUAAAAUCAGUCUCCAAUGUGGUGCGGUAGGUAGUAAAAUUCUUGUGACAACGAGAAAGGAAACGGUGGCUAAGAUGUUUCGUACCUUAGACGAUGAUAUGUAUCACCCAAAUAAGCUUAGUGAAGAAGAAUGUUGGUCUUUAUUGCGCGACACAUCUCUUCAAGGAAAGAGUGAGAAGGAAUGUGGAAAGUUUGAGGAUGUUGGCAAGAAAAUAGCUAGCAAGUGCAAUGGAUUGCCUCUGGCUGCAGUUGUUUUAGGAAGACUUCUGCAGUUCAAGGAUUUGGAAGGGUGGGAACAUGUAGAGAAGAGUGAAAUAUGGCAAUUGGAGAAUGCCAAAUUAGAUCUUUUUCCUCAUUUGGUUUUAAGCUACAAUGAAUUGUCCCCGACUCUUAAGCGUUGUUUUUCAUAUUGUGCCGUCUAUCCUAAAGAUUACCGAAUUGGUGCGGAGACCCUGAUAGAAGAGUGGAUGGCGCAAGGUUAUCUAGGCUCGGAUAGUGGAAACGAUGCACUGGAGCUCAAAGGGCGAGAGAACUUGAAGAAUUUAGCAAUGCGUAGUUUGUUUCAAGACAUUGAAAAAAGUGAGUCGGGGGAGCAGAUAGAAUGGUGUAAAAUGCAUGAUAUAGUACAUGAUUUUGCUCUGUCUCUUAGGAAGAAUGAUGACAAGGAGAGAAGUUGUCAAGUUUGUGAUUCUUCAUUGGUUUCUCAUGUGCAAGAAUAUCGGAGUCUAUCUUGUAUCUACUACAUAACUCCUGAUUUUGAAAGAGAUAGAAGUUGUAAAGUUUGUGAUUGCAUGAAAAGUGUUAGGGUGUUAAGAAUUGAGAGUAGCCGUCCGAUGGGAAUGGAAACGCUGAUUCACUUGAGAUGGUUGGAUAUUAGUUGGAUUACAUUAUCAAAGGAUGACCUCGAAAUCAUAUGCAUGCUUUAUUUCUUGCAAUCUCUUCGCUUAUCAUCGUGCGAGCUGACAGAGAUACCACAACAAAUUGGGAGUUUGAAUCAGUUAAGACGAGUUGACUUAAGUAAGAAUGGAGAAUUAAAGCAGUUACCGGAUAGCAUGUGUAAAUUGGUUGAAUUGCGAACUCUUUCCUUAGAAAGUUGCUCUCUAGAAGUGAUUCCACAACAAAUAGGGAAUUUGGUGCAGUUAAGACGACUUGACUUGAGUUGGAAUACAGAAUUAAAGGAGUUACCAGAGAGCAUGGGCAGUUUGGUUGAAUUGCGAACUCUUUCCUUAGCACACUGCUAUCUAAAAGAGAUUCCACGAGAAAUUGGGAAUUUGGUUCAUUUAAGACGACUUAACUUAAGUUAUAAUCAGGUAGUAGAGUUACCUGAUAGCAUUUGUAGUUUGGUUGAACUGCAAACCUUGGAGAUUGAAGGAACUGAUAUCAACUAUCUGCCUCAAGCAUUAGGUGAGUUGAGUAAUCUCUGCACAUUGAAACUCUGCGAAUUGAAAAUAGGAAGCCAAUACAACAAGUUUGGUUUUCUGAAAAAUUUACACCAUCAUCUUAUUGGAUCUCUAUAUUUCAAAAUCUACUUGAGUAGUAUGAGUGAAAUGGUGGAAUUGGUUGAAGAUGCUCGACAGGAACAAUUGAAGACACUCCUUCAAAAACUCGAAACACUCGAACUAUCUUUCGAGGUUACGAUGAAUGAAACGGAGCAGUCAUCAUCAGCAGCAAUGUGGAUAGAGGUAGUAGAAGCUCUCGUGCCCCAUUACAAGUUGAAAGAAUUGGCAAUCAUUGGAUAUAAGGGCGCCAGACUUCCGCAUUGGAUGUCAUCGCCCCUCAACUUUAUAAAACAGAUCCGUUUGCGUUUUUUGAGUGAGGUGUCAUCAUUGCCGGCUAUGGGGAAACUACCUUUCUUGGAAUUUCUCUGUAUAGAGAGUGCAAGGGAAUUGAAGAUGGUUGGAAGGGAGUUUUUAGGAAUAGAAUCUUCAUCUGAUGUUGUUGCAUUUCCUAAACUCAAGAAACUAGUAUUUAUGUUCUGCUAUGAAUGGGAGGAGUGGGAAGACAUAACAGAGGAAGAGGAAGAAGAAUCUGCGGCCAUCUCCAUCAUGCCAUGUCUCACACGCUUGUCUAUCUUUUGGUGUAAGAGUUUGAAGAAGCUGCCGCUUCGCCUGCUACGCAAGGUCUCCUCGUCUUUGCUGUUGUUGGAAACCAGAGGUUCAUCAGAGCUAGUAAAAACAUACGGAGAGGAUGGGGAAGGUUCAGCUUUGAGAUCCAUAUCCCAACAUAAUCCCCAACUUCAACUUCUCCUUCGCCUAUAG